AUGCCGGUUGUCAAAGGUGGAGUCUGGACGAAUAUUGAGGAUGAGAUCGUGAAGGUAGCUGUGUCCAAAUAUGGCCUGAACCAGUGGGCGCGAGUAUCUUCUCUUCUUGCCAGGAAGACGCCGAAACAGUGCAAAGCACGGUGGGCAGAAUGGCUGGAUCCCGCUAUCCGUAAGAUCGAGUGGUCUCGAGAGGAAGAUGAAAAGCUGCUGCAUCUGGCAAAGUUGAUGCCCACGCAAUGGCGAACGAUCGCACCUAUUGUUGGAAGGACAGCAACCCAAUGCUUAGAGCGUUAUCAAAAGUUACUAGACGAGGCAGAGGCUCGUGAAUCUGAUGAGCUGGGCCUGGGCGGACCUGCUGGGGGUGAAACAGCGGCCCCAAGUGCCGAUGACGUUAGAAGACUACGACCAGGUGAACUGGAUCCCGACCCCGAAUCCAAACCGGCUCGCCCCGAUACCAUCGACCUUGAUGAGGACGAAAAGGAGAUGCUCAGUGAGGCGCGUGCCCGUCUGGCAAACACACAAGGAAAGAAGGCAAAGAGGAAAGCCCGGGAACGUCAACUGGAAGAGUCGCGCCGCUUUGCGGUUCUGCAAAAGCGCCGUGAGUUGAAAAAUGCAGGUAUUAACAUUAAGGUUGUCACCCGCAAAAAGGGCCAAAUGGAUUACAACGCGGAUAUCCCCUUCGAGAAAAAAGCUGCACCUGGUUUCUACAAUACUUUGGAAGAGGAAGCUAGAAAUGAACGGCAACGAGAGUUGUUUGAUCCUAGGAAACAACAAGUUGCUAGUAAACGGAAAGGCGAUCAAGACGAAGACGCCGAAAGAAAGAGAAGGAAGAAUGACAAAAGCGGCAAUUCUGCCUUCGCAGCAGCUGCAAAAGCUGGCCGGAUGCAGAAACUCCGAGAAGCAGAACAGAGUAGUAAGCGGCGCUCCCUAGUGCUCCCUGCUCCUCAGGUCAGUGAAGCCGAACUUGAGGAGAUCGUGAAGAUGGGUAUGGCUGGAGAGCGAGCUAGUAAAAUGGCCGGCGAAGAGGAAAAUGAUGGCACGCGAGGGUUGAUCGGCAACUAUUCCACAAUUGUUGGUGGAACUCCCAUUCGGACCCCCAAGGCACCGGUUGAAGAAGAUCGCAUCGCCAACGAAAUCCGCAACAUCAAGGCCUUGACAGAAACACAAUCGUCUUUGCUGGGUGGAGAAAAUACGCCGUUGCAUGAAGGUGGUGGAUCUACUGGGUUUGAAGGAAUUGCUCCUCGAAAACAUACACUUGUUACGCCGAAUCCCAUGGCGACUCCAUUCCGACAAGCUGGUGCUAACGGAAUAGGCGCCACCCCUAUGCGCACGCCAAUGAUACCAGGCGCUACUCCACUACGUACACCUAGAGACAAUUUUGCUAUCAAUGCAGAUGCAAUGGGAUCUCUUGUCGGUAGCACACCCAAAGAAAUGAGGGUUCGUGAAGACUUUUUGCGGAGACAGCUACGCAGUCAACUUGAAAGCCUUCCAGCGCCGAGGGAGAUGGAGUGGGAACUGGAGGAAAUGCCAACGGAACAAGCGGAACCGACUAGCACGGUGGAACUUUCCGAAGAAGACGCAGCAGAACGGGAUAGGAGAAAUAAAGCUAAAACUGAAAAGGCAGCUGAAGCAGAAUUUAAACGACAAACUCAAGUGUAUCAACGAGGGCUGCCGCGACCUAGUGUGAUUGACUUGGAUGCCUUGAUUGAAAAAUCCAAGGACGCUACAGAUCCUAUGCUAUACAUGAUCACUCAAGAGAUGGUCACUCUUAUCGCUCAUGAUGCAUGUAAAUUUCCCUUACCAGGUUCCAGAAUCCAAGGGAAAGCUCCAAAACUGGCCCCCAUUUCCGAUACACAGCUCGCCAAAGCGCGUGCAGCAAUUACCGAUGAAAUAGCUUCCUUUGACCCCAGGCAAGAUUGGCAAGACGGUUUCGCGACAGCAUGGACAUCUUUCCACAAAUCCUCUAGCCUCCCAGGGCUUUCUCUUUACACGGAUAACGAUGACCAUGAGAUGCAAGAACAGCAGAUGGUGGCUGCUUUCGAAAAUGUGCAGGCCUCACUUCUUGCCACUGCAGAGGAGGGAAACAAACUAGAAAAGAAGAUUGCGCUUCACAACGGCGGAUACCAAGCUCGGGCAAAAACGCUUAGGACGAAGAUUGUUGAAGCUAGCGAAGCUCUUGAAAAGGCCAGAUUCGAGUUGGACACCUUCCGAACACUUCAGCUUGCCGAGGAAUCGGGCAUUGGCCGGAGGCUCGAGGGUCUCCGCGAUGAAGUUACGUUCAUCACUCGUCGGGAGCGAGAGGCGCAGGAACUGUACAUGUCGCGAAAGGAAGAACUGGAGUCUCUGCAGAGCAACGCGGUGAAUGGGUGGCAUUAG
This is a messenger RNA of Paracoccidioides brasiliensis Pb18, 2376 nucleotides long. RefSeq names its product pre-mRNA-splicing factor cef1. The transcript has 3 exons. Gene Ontology annotation, cellular component: Prp19 complex; spliceosomal complex. The coding region runs from base 1 to 2376 and encodes 791 amino acids. Gene Ontology annotation, biological process: mRNA splicing, via spliceosome. The record is from RefSeq and is a predicted model, not a curated record.